Molecule: messenger RNA, 1897 nt
Organism: Dryobates pubescens (Downy woodpecker)
Lineage: Eukaryota; Metazoa; Chordata; Aves; Piciformes; Picidae
Gene: CDCA8
Product: cell division cycle associated 8
Exons: 10
Coding region: 81-983 (300 amino acids)
Biological process (GO): mitotic sister chromatid segregation
Cellular component (GO): chromosome, centromeric region; spindle midzone; chromosome passenger complex
Source: RefSeq, a predicted model, not a curated record
GCGCGGCGGACGGCAACGCUUCCGGCCCCGACCCGGUCCUCGCCUCGUCUUCAUUGCGAUCCGGUCCCGGUCCCGCCGCUAUGCCUUCCGUACAGAAGAAGAAUGGGUCGAGUGCCCGCGACAGGAAGCUGGCGGCUUUCCUGAAAGACUUCGACCGCGAGGUGCAGAGCCGAGUGGAGCGGCUGCAGAUGAACGGGCAGCAGCUUAUUAAGGAGAUGGAGAACCUGUACGACAUGGAGGUCCUGCGGCUGCCGGUAGCGGUCCGAGGGAUGAGCUGGGUCGAUUACUGCGUUAAAGGAGGAAGCAAAAAGGCAUUGGAAGAGGCAGCAAUGGUAGACCUGGAAAUAAGAGAAAUAAACAAGCUGACAGUGGAAGCUAUCCAGACUCCUUUUAAAAUUGCCAAGAAAGUGGGAAAAGCCAAACAGAAUAUUGAAGCUAUUGAAGAAGUAGAGCCUUCUUUGCUUCCUCAAGCCAAGAAAACAAAACAUGACAACGAAUGUCUUCCAGACUCAGAAACUGAAAACAUCAACCCAAGAACUGCAAAGGUGAAGGCCUCCACUAAAAAAGUGCCAGUGUCCAGGAGCAGAAGAGCUGCUUCAUCAAGAGUGAAGCGCAUGAGUAAAAGGUCAAGCAAAAACAGCUUUAUCACUCCAGCUACUGGGAGAAUGGUUGAAUUCUGUGCUCGGGGAGGCAACUCCAUGCUGACACCCAGAUUUGAUUCCAGUGUGUUCAAGACCCCAGGCCUCCGUGUGCCCACGCUGAACGAGCGCGUCUACACCAUCUCUGCCAACGGCAGCCCCCUCGCCGACAGCUCUGAUGUCUUCAUCACUGUCCCCAUUGGAGGAGGGGAGUGCCUUCGUUUAACAGCAAAUGAUUUGACCAGGAAGAAUCUUCUUCAUCUGAACCCAGAGGCCCAAGGAGUUAUGAAGAAGCUCUCAGUUCGUCUGGCACAAGCUUGCAGCGUUACAAAAAACUACAGAUGAAGCUUGGACUGCUGAGACCUCUCUGUAAAUACAGAAAGUUACCUUGAGGACUGCUGAGACCUCUGUAAAUACAGGAAGCUGACCUUGAGGACUGCUGCUUUUAGUUCUUGUUCUAAUUUGUGGCUUCCAUUAACUUACAGGAUGGAAGUUCAGAACUGGUUUUUCUACCUAUAGCAUGGAAUGGCAUUAGAAUAGAUUGCAGUUUUUAUCUUUGUUUUCAGGAAAAUAGAACUCCAACUUUUUGUUUCCUUCAAGGUUUAGACCAACAUACAGUUCUCUCGGGCUGGCAGAGCAGCAGGCUGGGCAGAGGGGCUCUUAUGGUAUCUUGCAGAAGAUGCAAGUAGUGGACACAAGUGACUAGAGCUUGCCUGUGUCUGGGUGAAGAAGGCAGAUCAGAUUUGUGCUUCCUUCCAAGCAGGGCCUUUCUCUACAAAUACCCUUAAAGGGUGGCGACUGUCACAGUGCAGGACCUGAGCUACAUCAAGGGAAGUUCCAAGGCCUGAAUGGAAGUCCUGUAGCUCAUGAUGCUGCCAUGAACAGCAAUCCUUUGGUUCCUGCAGCAGCCACUGUAUUUUUAACUGGCUUGAAGUAAGCAAUAUUAGGUGUUUCAUUGUUAAAGAAAUAAAGGAUCCCUCAUUGCUUACAGAAAAUGCAGAAAUCUUCAUCUAUUCCAGACUGAUGCCAGUUCCACUUUAAAUGUCACCCCCUGGGAAAGGUUGCUGUACGGAUUGAAAGUGUAAGUGGAAGCACACAUCUGGCUUAAUACUUCCAUGUGAAAUGAAGCAGGGAGGAAGCCUGGCCUCUGCUUUCCUCCAACCACCAUCCUACUGUUCACAGCCUAGAGGGGCAGGGCCAGAGCUGUACAAAGCACUGGCUCUCUGUGGGAAGCUUGCAUGAAAUCUUCACUGUAAAAG